CCCCUCCCAGGAGGGAAAAGGCAGCUGCCAGUCGCUCAGCGCACAGGCACCAGGACCCGGCCCAGAGAACAAGAGGACAGCUUGCUGCCGCCACCACUUCAGGCCAAGCCAUGGACCCCCCUGAGAUGCUCGUCAAGGACCCGUAUGCCCGUGUCAGCAUCCCGAGGGCUCACCUGCAGCCCGAGCUGGGGCAGCAGCUGGAGGCGGCUCCAUCCUCCUCGGAGUCGCAGCCUCUGCCCGUGGGGUCCUGCACCCUGGAGCCUACCGAGGAGGCCCCAGGGCCCAAGGGUGCCAAGGGGGUCGCCGCCAUCCAGGGCCAGCAGGCCUGCACCCCCCACGGCAGUGGGCAGCGCCAGGCAGGACUGACCUACGCGGGCCUGCCGCCCAGGGGGCGCGGAGACGACGUCGCCCGUCACUGCUGGUGCUGUCCCUGCUGCUCCUGCUCUCGCUGCCCCCGCUUCUGCUGCUGCCGCAGCUGCUGCUGUGUCAUUUCCUAG
This is a messenger RNA of Physeter macrocephalus (sperm whale), 497 nucleotides long. RefSeq names its product cysteine rich tail 1 (gene CYSRT1). The record is from RefSeq and is a predicted model, not a curated record. Bases 111 to 497 code for a protein of 128 amino acids. The transcript is spliced from 2 exons. Lineage: Eukaryota; Metazoa; Chordata; Mammalia; Artiodactyla; Physeteridae.